UUUUCAGCCAAUGAAUGAGAACAGAAAAGGAACUCAGUGAAUUAAAAAUAUGAAUCAAUAGGAACGGAAAACUGCUUUCACUAUGUUUCACCUUUUUUUCUCCAUUUAUUUUUGAAAUUUAUUGAUCGGACGUGGAAGUAUCAAACGAUCAGUCCACUCAUCUCAUCGAUGGUUUAGUUUGAUACCUUUAGACACCUGCAGUAACUGGCCAUUUGAAAUUCAGAAAUCAAUAGACGUUUACUCAUGAAUUUUCGGAUCAAUCUGUCAGUUAUCUGAUCGAUUGAUUCACCACAGCGCUGCAUUUAUAAAUCGAUUUGGGCGUAACGUCUUUAUUUGAUCCUAGGUUUCAUUUAUUUGGAAAAGUGAAAGUUUGGAUUUUAUUGUAAAUGUGUUAGUCUGGAGUGAACUCAAAUCACUCUCACUUGUAGUUAAUUGUUUUAAGUUCGAAAAUAUACAAUGUGCUGGCAUCUUUGAUAACAAUCACUGUUCCGAUAAUUUAACUUCUGAGACAUGAUUGUGUAUUUGGUUUUACUGGAGUUGCAUAUUCUUGUAACAUGUGUUCUUUUUAAGUGUGGGUGAGAAAAUUUCUUUUAAAAUCUUGGAUAGGAAUUUUUCAUAACAGAGAGAUGACUGAAAAAUUAACUUUAAAAAAAAAAGAUAAUUAAAUAGACUACAUUUCAUGCACAUAGAUUACUUUCGCUGAUUCUGUAAAAAUUUGUUUUGUUUUGUUUUAUCGAGACAUUUUUUAAAUGCAAAGCAGUGUGGAAAGUUGUUAGUCAAAAAGUCAAUAAUUGUUUUAAACGUAUUUUUGAGUAAAUGCCAGUGUCUGCUCUAUGAUAAAGAAACAAGCUCACAAAUCAUUACUUUACAAUAAUGUGUUGUCAUGUAGGAUCUAGUAUGUACAUACGGCAACAGCUCUUUUAAAAUGCUUGGGUAUGACACUGCUGGCCAAUAUUUUAAUGAGGAUGUGACCCCAUAAAGUUCAAUGAAACAUAUUUGUGAAGGAGUGUCCCGGUGAUCUACGGGAUUGAGCUGACAUCACAAUGAGAUUAAAAAGUAUUUGUCGGUGUUUACGGCUGUGGUUGGUGGAAACAGUCUUUAACAUCAAGACAUUAAGCAAAUAAAGAUUUCUGCGCGAGGUGCAGGUCCAACCAAUCAUUGAGUGUUGUCUGUCCUGACUCAUGAACACUGGUCAGUCGUACAAAUGAUUCCAAACAUGACAGUACCAGAUGAGAACAUGUACCAAAUACAUAAUCUGCCUGAACAGGUGACUCAGGUGAAGAAAGAUUUAAUUAAGUCGUUCGUCCAUUCCAAGAGAGUUGGGAGUUACCUGUUAGGCAGGACUCUCGGAGUUGGCAGUUUCGCCAAGGUCAAAGAAGGAAUGCACUUAACAACAGGAGAGAAGGUGGCGAUCAAAGUGAUUGAUAAGAAAAGAGCCAAGACCGACAACUAUGUCAGAAAAAAUCUACGAAGAGAAGGUAAACUUCUUCAGAUGAUCAGACAUCCCAACGUUGUCUCCCUUUACGAAGUCAUGGAGACAGACAACUCUUACUAUCUGGUCACAGAGUUGUGCAGAGGCGGAGAUCUCAUGGAGUAUAUCUCGUCCAAGAAAAGGCUUCCCGAACAAGAAGUGGCCAAAUUCAUUCGCCAAAUAUUAUCAGCUGUUGAUUACCUGCACAGACUUGGCAUUAUUCACAGAGAUCUCAAAAUAGAGAAUCUAUUAUUAGACAGCAACAAAGAUAUCAAACUAAUUGAUUUUGGACUCAGUAAUUUCAUCAAGGUAGCGAACUCACCAGAGGGAGUGAGAGCUCAGGAGUUUUGUGUGACCCAAUGUGGGAGCCCUGCCUACGCCGCCCCUGAAUUACUGAAUCACGAGAAGUACGGCCUUCAAGUGGAUCUCUGGAGCAUUGGUGUAAAUAUGUUCGCCAUGUUAACUGGAGGUUUGCCUUUUACUGUUGAGCCAUUCAACAUAAAAAUACUCUACGCUAAAAUGCGCGAUCGACAAAUGAAUCCCAUCCCAGAUGAUUUAUCUCGAGACUGCAGAGAUUUAUUGAAGAAAUUUUUAAACCCCGAUCCAACUCGAAGAGUCACAAUAUCUGAAGCAAUGUGUCAUCCGUGGUUAUCACCAAGCAACAAACCCAUUCCUAGGUCACCUUGCCCCAACAAAAUGAAGACCUCUGAUCUAGAGGCUGACAUUUUGAGUCACAUGUCAGAGAAUCUUGGAUUCCGCAUGGGGGAAGUCAUCAAGUUUGUCACUUGCAACAUUCCGAGCCCAGCCUGUGCAACCUACCACCUCUACCUGACCAGACUAAACAGGCACAGGGUGGAACAGAAGGUCAGCAGUGCUGGGAACAAUGUAGCAGGGGCUCAAAUGAAAGAUGAACACCGGAUCCUGUUACAUAUGCAGGAUAUGAAUCAUAAGGCACAAGUUAAAGACACAAAUAGACAGCCAUCCAAUCCAGAAUUAGAAUCUCACUCCUUGACACUUCAGUCACGGGGUUUGACUUCGGUUGCUACCGACGCCACUGAUAUAACAAUAGAUGCCAACAACAGUAAAAAAGAUUCGGGAAUUGUAACAGAUGCCUCUCACAACAGCCUUGAUCGUAAAGAAAAUCAAAAUCCCUUGACAAGAUAUGAUUCCAUAGAUCUUAAAACUGGAGCCCUUCUAGCAGAUUCUUCCACGCACUCUGACGUGUCAAGGUCCAGCAACAAAGAGUUGGGUCCGAGCUCGUACUCAAUGGAAAACUUUCAGAAGCAUCAAGCAAAUGACCUUAAAAUUAAAGCUCCUACAGGGGUCAGUGUAAUUGCCUCCAGACUGAUGAAACAGAUGGACGUGGGUCGCGAUCUGAUCGAUAAACUGACCCAAAAAUCUAAAGCCGUUGAAAUAGGCUUCUUCAAGGGAGAGAAGCUACAGCUAUCCAAGAAUGACAAUACAAUGAGAGAGUCCUUGCCGCCUUCUCCAAGGAUGGCCCCACAUCUUGGCCGCCAUGAUGAAACAUCAGAGGGUCCCAUUAAUAAGCAGCAGACUUCAAUCUACACUAAGUUCAAGAUUCACAUCAAAUCUAAGGACAAGUCCAAAGAGGAUAAAUUUGGCGAUGAGAAUCUUGUCGUCAACAGCCCCGCAUCAGGGCGACGGUAUAUCCCGAACAACAAACUAUUGGCAAGAAGAGCCCUCGCCAGAACAGAUGACAUGAACACUGUCAACAAAUUCCAGGAAACUGGGCACAUUUAUGCCAUCAACAAUGAAGCUUACAAACAUGUGGGUAAACCAUCCCCAGUCAUUAGUAGAGCUGCUCCUAAACAGUUUGUUACGUUCCGAAGUGCACAAGACAGACCUCGUCUGUCUGAACUCCACCCUCUGCAUGAACUCAAAGAUUACCAAAAGGCGAAGACGUCAGAAUCUAUGACAUUGCAUGGCAAAAACUUACUCAACAUCAAUUAUAAUGGUGAAUCAAAUACCGCCUCUAAAAGGUCAGUCUCGCCGCCUUCCAAAACAGUCAUCGUUCGAAGAAAAUUGGCCAAGAGACAUCGUCUAGGGGAGCUAACUCCUCCAGGAAGUCACGUGAUUCAGGACUCUGAUACUGACAUGAGCACUAACUUGUUCAUUACAGACAUUCUUGACAUGAAGUACAGAUCCAACGGAGUCAUUGACAGUAGAAGGUCUCCCCUGCCUUCCAUAUCUCCUGUACACACUCACAGAUAAAUCUACAAGGUGUUGACUGUAAAGUAAACAAACACCCCAAAAAUAAUAAAAGUCUUUAUAAUAGAAGCAUUUAUGUAGUUAACUAACUGGUUCCUUAUGAGAUGUCAUAUGUCACAUUGUAGUGAAGCAACUAGAAGACAUUUAUAGAAAUUGUGUUGGGAAAAGUUAAAGAAAUCAGGCAGUUUGUAAAGACCUUCAUUCGGAGCCUGAGAACUACACACUCAGACUGCCUAGACCAACUAAGCCAGCCAUUAGUUUCAAGUGCCAACACUUGCCUAUGUAACAAGUGUCCAGCUAGUAGCGUACAACUUUUCGUCUUUCCACAACAAACUAACUUGGCCCAGAAUUCACUUGGCUUAGUGCUGUCUAGACAGUCAUGUACAGACUGUUCACUCAUUAUGCAAUGUCUGUAUACAGGCAUUCUAUCUAGUUUUAUUUAAUAUAAGCAAUUUCGAUGCGUAAGACCAUCACCAGGUGUAUCAAGUUCACCAUUGUAUAUUUGUAUAACAAUACUGAACUAUUUAUAUUCCAGCAAUCAGUUAUUGUGAUCAGUCUGUCUACCACCAGAUGAUAUUUUCUUUGUUGUUGCUACCCCCCCCUCCCUUUUCGCCUGCCUCAUUCCGUUUUUUUGUACUGUUUGAUCAGCAUUCACCAAGUGUUGAAUGAUAUACUCACUAAAGCAUGUUCACAAAGAUAUUUAUUGAUCAGUAUUGCUGUAGAAACCAAAAGCUACUAGAUUCCUGUGCCCUUGUAUAUUGAGAAUUACUUUUUCGUUAUAGUGAAUUGUAUUUUGAAGAGAUCUGUCUGGUUCCUGCUUACUUUCAGAAUGAGAAAAAAUUAGCCUUUAAUUCCAAGGAAACAAAAAUGGACAAAUUCUUGGAAUGUGUUCACACAGCCAGUCCAAUGGUGGAAUACAAUGUGCCUUGUAUUUGUUGGUCAGGUACAGAUGAAUAGUUUUAUCAUUUAGAAUGGGGUAAUAAAAGGCCAUAUUAUUGUAAGAUACUGAUGCAAAGAAAAGUCUCUUAUCAUUUAGAAUGGGGUAAUAAAAGGCCAUAUUAUUGUAAGAUACUGAUGCAAAGAAAAGUCUCUCUACAGACAGGAAGCAGUGAUGUUCAGACUGAAAGAUUUUAAUAUUCUUUCUUUUAUCAUUUUCUACCAAUAUUUCUUUUUCUAUUGAUUAGUUUUCUAUUUACAUUAUGCUUAAUUUCAUUCGAGUUUGUGUAUAUAGUAUAUAAGGGACACAGUGAAUGUAUAUAGAAGAUAUAAUGAACACAGUGAAUGUAUAUAGUGUAUAAUGGACAAAGUGAAUGUAUAUAGUAUAUAAGGAAGGGACACAUUGUUUAUAGUGUAAAAGUUUUGUCAAACACUUGAAAUAGUUUCAACAAAAUAUUGACUGGAAGUGUGAUAAACAUUUAUUCCAAAAGUUGGUCAUUGCUGACUGAUUGUGAUUUAAGAUUGUAAAGGAUGUUAGUUUGUGGGAUGCAACUUGUUUUGUUUGUGAGGAGACUGUGGGAAUGAAAGAAUAUUGUGUGUGUGUGCAUGCAUGAAUGUAUAAUCUCUGGCUGAUGUUGCGUAUUUAUUUGUAAAAUUUUAUAUUUCUUCACGAGUUUUUAAUUUGUAAUUUUUUUCACAGUUGAAAAUAAAGUUAAACAAGACAUGAAUAA
Molecule: messenger RNA, 5367 nt
Organism: Biomphalaria glabrata
Lineage: Eukaryota; Metazoa; Mollusca; Gastropoda; Planorbidae
Product: serine/threonine-protein kinase MARK2-like
Exons: 13
Coding region: 1205-3703 (832 amino acids)
Biological process (GO): protein phosphorylation; intracellular signal transduction
Cellular component (GO): cytoplasm
Molecular function (GO): protein serine/threonine kinase activity; ATP binding
Source: RefSeq, a predicted model, not a curated record